AUGGGGGACGACCGCAGCAUUCCCAUCAAGGCGGCUUCUUCGAGCCGCGACUUUGUCGCCCAGCUCAGCUCGUCUUUCAUGACGGGAACCCCGCCCGCACAAGAGCUCCUGGCAAGAGAUUUGGCAGAAUGCUCAGAAGACGAAUACGUCGACGAGAAUGAGGAUGCUAUCGGCUCCGACGACGAGGACGUGUCCGCCGAGGGCCCUCUCUUCUACCGCCGCCCGAGCGGUGUUGCAUUCGGCACCUCCCGCCCCGUUAUGAACCCGCAACCGAUAUACGCCGCCGAAGAACCACCAGUCCUCACUAGAGUCGAAAAGAAGCAGUCGCGCGAUGCCGAGCUGAGUCUGCUGCGUGAUAACCAUCUUUUGCCUCCCAAACAUGCCCGAGAGGAAAACGAGCCAUUCUAUCGCCGCGCCUACAGACGUCUCUUCAGCACAAAGGUUCCACUCGAGCCUCACGAUGAAGAGGCACCCCAGGCCAUCGUUCGUCGGCCCUCUGAAUCAACCCCUCUAUUGUCCGGAGCUCCAGCGCCAGAUGUUGAUGGCCAUGGGACUCUCAAUGAGCAGUGGGAAGCGGCAGUCUCGACGGGCCAACUUCGCACUACUUGGCAGCGCGAAGCCAAGACCAUCAUUCAGUAUGCCAGUCCGCUCAUUGUUACCUUUAUGCUGCAGUACUCGGUCAAUGUUGUUUCCAUCUUCGCCGUAGGACACAUUGGAAAGAUUGAACUUGGCGCCGUGAGCUUGGCAACCAUGACAGCGACUAUCACCGUCUACGCGCCCUUCCAGGGUCUCGCGACGAGUCUCGAUACUCUCUGUGCGCAGGCGUACGGAUCCGGACACCGCCAUCUCGUCGGACUGCAAUUUCAGCGCAUGACAUAUUUCUUGCUCAUGUGCUUUGUCCCGCUGGCCGUGUUGUGGUUCUUCAGUGAGUCGGUGCUGCGGCUCGUCAUCCCGGAACCUGAGUCUGCGCGGCUGGCUGGCCAGUAUCUGCGCAUGCUGAUCCUGAGCGGACCGGCCUUCGUCUUCUUUGAGGGUGGGAAGCGGUUUGUGCAGGCGCAGGGUCUGUUUCAGGCCACCACUUGGGUCCUUUUGGUCGCUGCGCCCAUCAACAUCCUGUUGAACUGGCUGUUUGUCUGGAGGUUGGGAUGGGGUUUCAUCGGAGCUCCUGCUGCGGUUGUUUGCACCCAGAACCUGCUUCCGCUGCUGUUGUUCCUUUACGUGCGCUUCAUCGACGGAUACCAGUGCUGGGGCGGUUUCAGCAAACGAGCUCUGUCAAAUUGGGGCCCGAUGCUUCGCUUGGCUUUGCCCGGCAUGAUUAUGAUUGAGGCCGAGUACAUGGCUUUUGAGAUCCUGACUCUGUUCUCGAGCCAGUUCGGUCCGGAAUACCUGGCGGCCCAGAGUGUCGUCGUCACGCUGUGUGCUAUUACCUACCAGAUCCCAUUCCCCGUCAGCAUCGCGGCGUCCACCCGAAUCGCUAACCUCAUUGGUGCCGGGUUGGUGGAUGCGGCAAAGAUUACCGGCGGAGUGGCAUUCGCAGCAGCUCUGAUUGUGGGCGUGUUCAACGUCAUCCUCUUUGGCAGCUUGAGAUUCCACCUGCCAAGACUGUUUACCAAUGAUGAAGAGGUCAUUGCCAUUGUGGCCAACGUGCUUCCGCUGUGUGCGUUGAUGCAGGUCUUUGACGGCCUAUCCGCGGGAGCACACGGUUUACUGCGUGGCAUUGGCCGCCCUUCCAUCGGUGGCUAUGCGAACUUGACGGUGUACUACCUCAUUGCGAUGCCAAUCUCCUUUGGGACCGCGUUUGGUCUUGAUUGGAAGCUCAAGGGUUUGUGGCUGGGCGUCACGAUCGGACUUGCCUUGGUCGCUAUUAUCGAGUAUUCGUUUGUAUACUUCACGGACUGGCACAAGGCGGCCAAAGAGGCGGAGUCGAGAAACCAGGCCGAGUGA
This is a messenger RNA of Colletotrichum abscissum, 1944 nucleotides long. Its product is annotated as MATE efflux family protein. Gene Ontology annotation, biological process: xenobiotic detoxification by transmembrane export across the plasma membrane. The transcript is spliced from 3 exons. The record is from RefSeq and is a predicted model, not a curated record. Gene Ontology annotation, cellular component: membrane. NCBI's taxonomy places the organism in Eukaryota, Fungi, Ascomycota, Sordariomycetes, Glomerellales, Glomerellaceae. The coding region runs from base 1 to 1944 and encodes 647 amino acids. Gene Ontology annotation, molecular function: xenobiotic transmembrane transporter activity; antiporter activity.